ACGUAUGUUGGUUACAAUGUUGAGAUCGAUUCUUUCCUACAUGGUUCGUAGUGUUCAUUGGUAUAUCACGCACGUUGAAAACAAAAAAGCCAUAUUAUGGGCGACAAAAGUGAGGAAGAAGAAGAAUCGCUAGAUUUUACGUCACCAAAAUUUGAUCCCCUGAAAGCUUUAUAUUCUAAAAAUGUUCGUCUUCCGAUUCCCAACGCACCAGUUCUUGAUAAUAUACAUAAAUACCGCUCAUCUUUAAACCCUCGUGAGAAAAAGCGAUCAGAAAAGGUUGAUAAGGAUAAUGAACCAGGCCCAUCUUCAGAAGAGCAACCAGAAAGGCGAUUUCUUCCACAUCAGGUGCCAAUCCCAAACGUUCGCCCGCAUCGAGACACGCGUAACGUGUUGUCGCGUAUGAAGAACAUGACUGGUCCUCUUUCCGUGCUCUGGGAGUGUAUGGAGCGCCGUGUCAGAAUCAAGGUGUUCACUCGGAACAUGGUUUUUUUCUACUGCGUCGCGUUCUUGGCGGCGUUCGACAAACACUGGAACCUAGCUCUGGAGGAUGUGCGUGAAGUGUGGACCCGGAGGAAGAGGAACAAAGUGCCAGCCCUAGGUGAACCCAGUGCUGUGAACAAGAAGGAGCUACAGCCGCGUGUAGUUGUGCUCCGUACGGACCGCAAGAACGAAGUAUGUGAACGGCACGUGAACCAACUUUUGUUACGUGGAGAACACGUGGCGCUUAUCUCAGUGCUGGACUCCUGAGGGAACACAACUUCCAUCGUUCCUCCCAUGCAGAUUUUUCAGAAAACUUUAAUAAUAUGAAGUGAUAAUUUCUAAGCAGGCUUCAUAACUCCAUUCUCGUGAAACUGUUCGUUGAAGUUAUGUAAGCUCUUAAAAAUUAUCACAUAUAAAUACAUUUAUGAAAAGAAAUAAUAAACGAUUUUUUCGAUAUUUA
Zootermopsis nevadensis is the source of this 940-nucleotide messenger RNA. It is a transcript of the gene Lsm11, whose product is annotated as U6 snRNA-associated Sm-like protein LSm11. The record is from RefSeq and is a predicted model, not a curated record. Gene Ontology annotation, cellular component: U7 snRNP. Gene Ontology annotation, molecular function: U7 snRNA binding. Gene Ontology annotation, biological process: mRNA 3'-end processing by stem-loop binding and cleavage. NCBI's taxonomy places the organism in Eukaryota, Metazoa, Arthropoda, Insecta, Blattodea, Termopsidae.